AUGGCCAAAUUCCACCGUGAGCGCGUCGAACACGCGUUAAACGAAUUGCUGAUCCGCAUCGUACCUGAAGACCCCAACGAUGAUGAGGAGGCGGCGGAACAGCGCUUCGAAGACGCCUAUGACUUCGCCAUCAACGAGCUCAUGGGCGCAGGAGAUGCUUCACUCGUUCCCGACGUCAACCACAUCUCCGACCUGAUUGACGGCAAGGUCUCUGGUCCGCAAAAUGACCAACACAAGAGCGCCCGCUUACAUAAUCUGCUCUCCCGUCUCGAGACGCAGACAGUACUGGAUCAGAAAUGGCGGAUGCUCUACUUUCUUUACCGCCUGUCCAACAACGGAGAAGACGAUAGCGAACCACAAGCGGUCCAAGAUACGCGCAGCUUCUCCCGCGAACCUACUACGCCUAAGCGGCAUGCCGCGAGUGCAUCGACCCAUGGAGCCUUGCAAGAUGCCUUCUCCAAGCAAGGCCUGUCACAGAUACCAGCCAACGCGGGGUCGCCCAAGUCUUCACGAACUGCGCCCAUAGCUGAGAAGCCAGAAAAGCCAGAGAAGCGAAGAGAACGACGAUCAACACAAGACACGGCGAAAGAACAGCAGGCGACUGGUGGGCAUGAAAACAGCGACAGCAUGGAAAUUGGACCGUCGGAGCCUACUCUAUUGCGCGAGCUACCCUUUACUCUACAGGGCUAUUCUUCGACGAACGUUGUAUUUCCCUCCUCGACAGCCCUUCGACUACCACCAACGCUACCCGUGCCUAUCAUCAGUCUACUCCACACACUCGCCGAGCCCGCCAUACUAUACAAAGGUCUAGCCGAGUUCGUAGAGGCAAGCGACGGUGGUCUAGUCGAACAGAGCUUCCGCGCCGCCUUGGCUAAAGAGCUAAGGGCAUACCUAGGGCUUGUGGCGACGUUAGAGGGCCAGAUCAAGAGAGCGCUCGCUCAGCUAAGUGAUGGGCUGGGACAUCACCGUCUCGGCAAGGCUGGCGUUACCCUCAAGCGAUGUGUCAUUUGGAUAAGAGAGCCUACAAUGGGUUUGCGGCUUAUGAGCCUAAUGGUCGAAGAGUCCAAGAGCAAGAAGGGCGGCGAACUGAUUGCCCUCAUCCAUUCUUUCUCUCUCAACCACGGGGACCCCUACGUUAUGGCCUUUGCGGAACGCCUGCUAUCGGAUGUUACGCGUCCUUUCUACGACAUGCUCAGACAAUGGGUCUACGAUGGUGAGCUCGCUGACCCGUUUGGGGAAUUUUUCGUAUCUGAGCAGAGCGAGGAUGAGAUUAUCGAGGCCAACGGGAAUGAGGGCAAAGGGGGUGCUACGAGCGUUUGGGAAGACAAGUACAGACUAAACGACAAGAUGGUCCCUACUAUCGUUACCGAAGACUUCGCUAAGAAGGUCUUUCUUAUCGGCAAGACUCUCAACUUCAUUCGCUACGGGUGUGGGGAUGCAGCUUGGGUGGAUACAUACUCCAAAGAAGCUUCGAAGGAGUUGCAGUAUGGCGAUACUGCAAACCUAGAGCGGUCUAUUGGCGACGCGUACAAGACUACCAUGGCCCGCCUUAUAGAUCUCAUGGCAAACAAGUUCAAACUGUUUGAUCAUUUGCAGGCGCUGAAACAGUACAUGUUACUUGGGGCAGGCGACUUUAUUGCCGUCUUGAUGGAGUCCUUGUCCUCCAAUCUCGACCGACCCGCCAACACACAGUAUCGCCACACGCUUACUGCGCAGCUCGAACACGCUGUUAGGAACUCGAACGCGCAGUUUGACACGUCCGACGUACUGCGCCGACUUGACUCGCGCAUGUUGGAACUGUCGCACGGCGAGAUUGGUUGGGACGUCUUCACGCUUGAGUACAAGAUAGACGCACCCGUCGACGUUAUCGUCACCCCCUUCGGAUCCAAGCAAUACCUCAAAGUCUUCAACUUUCUCUGGCGAGUCAAGCGAGUCGAAUUUGCGCUCGGUUCAACCUGGCGUCGCUGUAUGACUGGUGCUCGUGGAGUCCUGGGUACUGUGUCAGAUAAAGUUGGGUCAGAUUGGAAGAAGGCACGGUGCGCCAUGGCGGAGAUGGUCCACUUUGUUAAUCAGCUCCAACAUUACAUUCUUUUCGAGGUCAUCGAAUCAUCUUGGAUCGAUCUACAGAAGGCGCUCAACAAGCCAGAAAGCACGCUUGACGACAUGAUUGAAGCGCAUGCAAAGUAUCUCAACAACAUCACGCGGAAGGGUCUACUCGGAAGCUCUAGCAUAGACUUCACAGGGCAGCUACACGAGUUGCUCAAGACUAUGUUGGCGUACAAGGAUGCAGUAGAUGGCUUAUAUUCUUUCUCUGUCGCAGAGUUCACUCGUCGACAGGAGCAUGCCGCGAAGAUUGAAACACGCACCGCGGCUGGGCGAUGGGGUCUUUCUGAGAAGGAUGCUGAUAGCUCUGAUCCUUUUGCGCGAUCACGAGCGGCAUCACGGCAAGAUCCCGACUCGCCAUUUCCGCCGCCUCUGUUGAAGAUGGGCAUGACAGGCACAGCAGAGGACGACGUGCUACCAUCACUACAGAAGCGGCUGAGCCAACUCACAGAGGACUUUCGCGCAAGGAUUAGCAUAUUACUGGGAGAUCUCGUGCAUUCGCCUGAUGGUGAGUUGAAGAUGUUAGCCGUCAACAUCAACUUCAACGACGUCUACAAACCAGAACGUAGAAGGCGCAAAGGUUCGCAGAAGCGGGAGCGGGAAAAGGAUACACCCAAGGUAAUUGCUGCUGGAGCAUAG
Molecule: messenger RNA, 2742 nt
Organism: Pyrenophora tritici-repentis Pt-1C-BFP
Lineage: Eukaryota; Fungi; Ascomycota; Dothideomycetes; Pleosporales; Pleosporaceae
Product: Spc97-Spc98 domain containing protein
Biological process (GO): mitotic cell cycle; spindle assembly; cytoplasmic microtubule organization
Cellular component (GO): spindle pole; equatorial microtubule organizing center; mitotic spindle pole body
Molecular function (GO): microtubule minus-end binding; gamma-tubulin binding
Source: RefSeq, a predicted model, not a curated record